AUGUGGCGAGCCGAGGAGAUCGAGGACGAGGAGACCCUAACCGCGCUCCUGGAGGCCGCCAGGACCCGGGAGGGCCGGGCGGCGCUCUCCGACGCGCUCAGCGACACCCUCUGCCUCCUCCCGGCCUCCCCGGUGCCGCUGCUCCUCCUGCGCCUCCGCCUCGUCCGCAACCUCCUCGCGGGCGACUCCAACAACCAGCGCACCUUCGUGCUCCUCUCGGGCCCCGCCGCGGUCGCCUCCUCCGUGCUCGCCCUCCCCUCCCUCGCCCCCGACGUCGCGCGCGCCGCGCUCCAGGCGCUCGGCAACGCCGCGCUCGGCGGGGACCGGAACCGCGAGGCCGUCUGGGACGCGCUCUUCCCGGGGCCGCUGCGGGAGCUCGCCGGGGUCCCGGACGCGGGGGUCGUGGACCCGCUCUGCAUGGUGCUCGACACCUGCUGCUCCGGCGAGGCCGGCCGUGGGAGGCUCCAGGAGCUCUGCCAUCAGGACGUGGGGCUGCCGAUACUCGUCCAACUCGUCACUACCGCCUCGCGAGUGGGGCAUAAGGAAGAAUGGUUGGAGUGGCUUCUCGUCAAAAUCUGUGUUGAAGAGGAGAUGUUUGAAACCUUGUUUACAGCCUUAGGUUCAACUGAUGGUGGUGAAUCUGGAAACGGGUUUACUGCUAAGCAUGCAUUUCUUCUGGGUACGUUGUCAAAAUGUUUGACCGAACGACCUGAAGAAGUUAUUGUCUCGAACAGUUUUGCACUUCACGUCCUGAAUGUACAGAAGUAUGCUGCUGAGGCUGUGGAUUUUACUUGCCGGGGUAGCUCUUCUCUUCCAACUGGUUGCCCUGAAAUCGAUGUCCUUGGAUAUUCGUUGCUGCUCUUGAAGGACAUAUGUGCCUGGGAACCCGCUUCAUCACAGAGUGAAGCUCCUGUUGACUCACUGUUGCAAACUGGUCUUGUAAAACAACUUCUAAAGUACCUACGUGAUCUUGAGCUCCCAAGUACAAUCAGAAAAGCGAUUGCAAAGGAACAAGGAGAUCAACAACCAGCCCUUGCAAGUGCAAAGGUCUGCCCAUACAAUGGUUACAGGAGAGAUAUAGUCGCUAUCAUUGCCAAUUGCUUGCAUGGAAGGAAACAGGUGCAGGAUGAGGUUAGGCAGCUAGAUGGGAUUAUGUUACUAUUGCAGCAGUGCGUCAUUGAUGAAGGAAAUGCAUACUUGAGGGAGUGGGGUCUGCUAGCUGUGAAGAACUUGCUUGAAGGAAAUGAGGAAAACCAGAAGGAGGUCUCUGAACUUCAGAUGCAACAACCAAUCUUAACUCCAGAGAUUGCAGAUAUAGGCCUAAGAGUGGAGAUCGACAAGAAAACAGGACAUCCAAAACUGGUCAAUUCCUCCUGAUGU
Lolium rigidum is the source of this 1380-nucleotide messenger RNA. Its product is annotated as ataxin-10. The coding region runs from base 1 to 1377 and encodes 458 amino acids. The record is from RefSeq and is a predicted model, not a curated record. Lineage: Eukaryota; Viridiplantae; Streptophyta; Magnoliopsida; Poales; Poaceae. Gene Ontology annotation, cellular component: cytosol. The transcript has 2 exons.